Messenger RNA from Aspergillus mulundensis, 768 nucleotides. RefSeq lists its product as uncharacterized. The transcript has 2 exons. The record is from RefSeq and is a predicted model, not a curated record. Lineage: Eukaryota; Fungi; Ascomycota; Eurotiomycetes; Eurotiales; Aspergillaceae. The coding region runs from base 1 to 768 and encodes 255 amino acids.
AUGCCUGCCAAGUAUCUUCUCCUGGCCCCGUUCCUCCUGGACUCAGCCCUAGCAGGAACCCUCUACACAGCCUCCUUCACCUCCUCGCUCUCCCCAUUCUCAGCAUGCAACCUCAAGUCCCCAUCCAGCGUCACCACAAGCGCCGACAACGCGGUCUUCACCUUCGACGAAAGCGACUUCGACGGCACCCGGGACGACAAGGGCGUCGAGAUCUGCGUCUUUGAAGAGGGCACCUCCACCAACGUCGCCCAGAUGACAAAGGAAGGGUGGCAGGGCUUCAACCUCCAUGUCUCUUCAGACUCAUUCCCAACUAACAGGAGCACCAUUAUCGCGCAGCAGUUCUGUCCGGGGGGCUGCUCGUCCUGGUGCGGCGGGUUGCAGAUCGUGGAUAAUGCGCUUGUGGCUGAGCACCGCGCUGCGUGCGGGGAUGCGACGACGACCACGCUUGUUGCCGAUAUUGAGCGCGAGACGUGGCAUGGGGUUGUUGUGCAUAUGAGGGUUUCGCAGAAGGGAGACGGGGUAUACGAGGUUUGGUGGGAUGGGACGCAGGUGUACGGCGUGGACGGCAUCGAUGUUGGUUUUGGGACGUGGGACGGAGACGCGCUAUCUUCUGGGUGGUACUUUAAGAAUGGGAUAUAUGCCUAUGAUACGGAGGAUUAUGUUGACGGAACGACCAGGGCUUUGUUGCUUGACAAUGUAAGCUGGUACGAGACUGACAGUGGUGAAACGGACGGUUAUGAUACUGUUGUCCCAGGGAGUGCUAGUUAA